GAAAGCAAGGAUGGUCAGCCUCAGACAGCCGGCCCAGGGGCAGCCGACACCCAUCAGGCCCUGGCUCUGACUCUCCUAGAAACGGCUGUGCAGUGGAUAUUUGAGCCCGACCCAGCUCCCUGGUACCUGGCCAAGCUGUCGUCGGUGGGCAGCAUCUCCGAAGAGGAGACGUGCGAGAAGCUCAAAGGCCUGAUCCAGAGGCAGGUGCAGAUGUGCAAACGGAACCUCGAGGUGAUGGACUCAGUGCGCCGCGGUGCCCAGCUGGCCAUCGAGGAGUGCCAAUACCAGUUCCGGAAUCGGCGCUGGAACUGUUCCACACUGGACUCCCUGCCUGUCUUUGGGAAGGUGGUGACACAAGGGACCCGGGAGGCGGCCUUCGUAUAUGCCAUCUCUUCGGCAGGCGUGGCCUUUGCAGUGACAAGGGCGUGCAGCAGCGGUGAGCUGGAGAAGUGCGGCUGUGACCGGACAGUGCACGGGGUCAGCCCACAGGGCUUCCAGUGGUCAGGAUGCUCGGACAACAUCGCCUAUGGCGUAGCCUUCUCACAGUCUUUUGUGGACGUCCGGGAGAGGAGCAAGGGGGCCUCCUCCAGCCGGGCACUCAUGAACCUUCACAACAACGAGGCUGGCAGGAAGGCUAUCUUGACACACAUGCGGGUGGAGUGCAAGUGCCAUGGGGUGUCGGGCUCCUGCGAGGUAAAGACGUGCUGGCGUGCUGUACCGCCCUUCCGCCAGGUUGGCCACGCGCUAAAGGAGAAGUUUGACGGUGCCACGGAGGUGGAGCCACGUCGCGUAGGCUCCUCCCGGGCGCUGGUGCCGCGGAAUGCACAGUUCAAGCCACAUACAGAUGAGGACCUGGUAUACCUGGAGCCCAGUCCGGACUUCUGUGAGCAGGACAUCCGCAGUGGCGUGCUAGGCACGAGGGGCCGCACGUGCAACAAGACAUCUAAGGCCAUUGAUGGCUGCGAGCUACUGUGCUGCGGCCGCGGCUUCCACACAGCACAGGUGGAGCUGGCUGAGCGCUGCGGCUGCAGGUUCCAUUGGUGCUGCUUUGUCAAGUGCCGGCAGUGCCAGCGGCUCGUGGAGAUGCACACGUGCCGGUGACUGUGCCUGUCUGUGCCCAGGACCACCUGCGUGGCCCAGAGAAGGCCAAUAACUUAAACAGUCUCCCACCACCUACCCCAAAAGAUACUGGUUGUAUUUUUUGUUUUGGUUUGGUUUUUGGGUCCUCAAGUUAUUUAUUGCCAAAAAACAAAAAACAAAAAGGCAACCCCAAGGGCACCAACCAGGGCCUCCCCGAGCCUGAGCCUUUGUGUGUGGCUGCCUCUGACCAAAGGGACUUUGUUUAUGCCUCUGGCUGUCCACAUUGACCACUGUUGACUACUCAGCUCUUGUCAGUGUCCAGUUUUCUACACGUAGACUGAAAAAGUAGGUAAUAAGGAGUGGCUGUAGACCCCACUGUCCAGGGAAACAGAUGGCCCAGCGGCACGGAUGGCAGGUUCCUUCUUGGCGGAAUUUCUAUCACCUGCAGUAAAGGAGCUGACACCUCUCCACCCCACACAUACUAGGGGACCACCAGUAACAAUGGUUCUGAGGGUCCCUAGAAAGGGAACGGACAGAUAUCAGGUUAAAGGCUAAGGGCUCGGCCCUCACAUGAGCAGCUGGAUUCCAGGCAAGCACGGGUGAGUUAAGACAAGGACACCCGCGUGAGGCCAGCCCACCUCAGUCUCCUCCGUGGGAGGGGAAACCGCCCCUACUCCCAGACCCUCCUAGGCAAGGGUUAAGCUGUCAUCCUGGAUUAGGUCCUAGUCACACACCCUGCCCCCUGUUGUGAGUCACCAACACAGUUCUGUCCUCUGUGAAGCUGAGAAAUGGAAAUGUCGCAGACAGGAAAGGGCUGGACAAAGAGAUCCCACCCUGUGAUAUCUCUCUCCCUCACUUAACAAAACCUACUGAGCAAACACUAUGCCCCACCAGACCCUGUUCUGGGGUAUCUCCCUUGAUGAUCACAUCUGUCCUGGGAACAAACAUGGAUGCCCACGCCCUCUCUGCAGCAAGUAGUGAUGCCUGUCAUCCCCAUAAGACCUUGGCAGAGGCAGAGCCGGGCUCCUCCCUGGGCCUGAGCAGUGGGCGAGGGGCUCUGGCUAUAACAAAAGGCACAGGGAGACAGGGAACCAGAGACCACAGGCUGGGUUGGAGCCCACAGGGCUGCAAAGGGCUAGGAGGCUGAGUGGAAGGGGACAGUUAGAGGGCUGCCUAAUUAGGUCUCAGAAUCCAAGGCACCUCCAUCCCCAGGACCCUGGGUCCCCAAGGCCUCAAGUACAGUAAGGACAAAAAGUUCCCCAAGGGACAGCUUCCAUACCUGGUGCCUGGCCCAGUACACCAGCCAGACUGUCAAGAACCUACCAAAUGCUCUGUGAACAGGACACACAGAGUAACCAACUGCUCGGAGGAACUUUCCAGCCUGAUGUCCACGUGGCCCCCCAGGUCCAGGACUCCAGGUUUGAUGCUUCAGCUCUGAGAUUCCCCUUGGUGACUGCAAUCCCAAGCUCUUUGCUAUUGGGUGGUGCGAACGCCACCAUCCAGGAUUCUGAAUACGGGCGCUGGCCUGCACAAACGCUCCCCUGGGCCUGUGGUUUGUGCCUUUCUGGCGUUGGCUCCCUGACGAAGAGGGUCAACACCCUUGGCCCCCAUCCAAGCUCUCUGCUCAUUGUCCAUCUGAAGAGGCAGCCAAAACCAAGUGAAAUGCUGGUACCACAUUCAAAUGCAAGGAUGAUCUUGGGCAGGCCAUCUCUGAUGUGGAUGAAAGCUGAGCUGACCAAGGGUCCCCACAGCUGCCCAGCUGGACCCCCUGAUCCUCUGGUAGACUUAGUUCAGCGCCAGGGAAGAUGUGACACCCCCCGCAACACACACACACAGAGCCAGGCCCAGACUACAGAAGCAUGGGGCCACCCCUUCAGAGAAUGCUGAGCCAAGUUCCACAUCCAGUGGGGUCGAGACUGCUUGUCAUUUUGUGGACACUGUACCAAGAAGGAGGGUACCUAGCUCCCUAUGCUGAUCCUCCCGGAGU
Mus pahari (shrew mouse) is the source of this 3067-nucleotide messenger RNA. It is a transcript of the gene Wnt4, whose product is annotated as Wnt family member 4. Gene Ontology annotation, molecular function: cytokine activity; frizzled binding. The record is from RefSeq and is a predicted model, not a curated record. Gene Ontology annotation, cellular component: extracellular region. Gene Ontology annotation, biological process: multicellular organism development; canonical Wnt signaling pathway; neuron differentiation. The transcript is spliced from 5 exons. Bases 211 to 1101 code for a protein of 296 amino acids. Lineage: Eukaryota; Metazoa; Chordata; Mammalia; Rodentia; Muridae.